This is a messenger RNA of Angiostrongylus costaricensis, 645 nucleotides long. Lineage: Eukaryota; Metazoa; Nematoda; Chromadorea; Rhabditida; Metastrongylidae. The record is from the annotation of a GenBank genome assembly.
AUGGGUCGCCGACCGGCUAGAUGUUACCGCUACAUUAAGAAUAAGCCGUAUCCAAAGUCGCGUUUCUGUCGUGGUGUGCCAGACCCUAAGAUCCGCAUUUUCGAUCUCGGCAAGAAGAAAGCCAACGUUGACGAGUUCCCAUGCUGUGUGCAUAUGAUGUCGAACGAGCGUGAACAUCUUUCCUCAGAAGCGUUGGAAGCAGCUCGCAUUUGUGCCAACAAGUACAUGGUGAAGAACUGUGGAAAGGACGGCUUUCACUUACGAGUUAGGAAACAUCCUUAUCACGUUACUCGAAUUAACAAAAUGUUAUCAUGUGCCGGUGCUGAUCGUUUGCAAACGGGCAUGCGCGGAGCGUAUGGGAAGCCACAAGGUCUCGUAGCUCGUGUUGAUAUCGGAGACAUUCUUUUCUCGAUGCGUGUAAAGGAGGCAAACGUAAACCACGCUGUUGAAGCUUUCCGUCGUGCCAAGUUCAAGUUUCCUGGUCGGCAAUUGAUUGUGGUUUCCCGUAAAUGGGGCUUUACUCGUUGGGACAAAGCCGAUUACGAACGUAUGCGCGCCGAAGGACGCCUACGAUCAGAUGGUGUCAAUGUACAGCUCGUUCGUGAACACGGUCCUCUUGAGAAGUGGAUAAAUAAUCCUAUCUGA